Ricinus communis (castor bean) is the source of this 3110-nucleotide messenger RNA. RefSeq names its product probable ubiquitin-like-specific protease 2A. The record is from RefSeq and is a predicted model, not a curated record. Lineage: Eukaryota; Viridiplantae; Streptophyta; Magnoliopsida; Malpighiales; Euphorbiaceae. Bases 69 to 2834 code for a protein of 921 amino acids. Gene Ontology annotation, molecular function: cysteine-type peptidase activity. The transcript is spliced from 17 exons. Gene Ontology annotation, biological process: proteolysis.
CGUUGGAGGAAAAGCAGGUCUCUCGAAUCAUAAAAUCUUCUGAUACAAGGAGAAGCCUCUGUGGGCGCAUGUUAUUUUUAUUAUUACACUCCACUAUAAGAAAAAAACAAACAUCAGUGUCGCUUUAUUGCCACUCGGUCGAGUUCAGAGAGCGAGUCGUAAUGACUCGGUCAUCUAAGGCAGGUGUGACUACCUCCAGCAAACGACUCAGCGUGUUUGAUUUCAGUGAAGAUGAUGGACGCAUUGAAACGGCGUCGAAGAAGUUGAUCAAUCGAUUUCGAAACCGUAAUGAUGAUAAUAAUAAUAAUAAUAAGAAUAAUUAUGUUAAGAGAAAACGCCACUCCUUUUUCUCUUCUUCUAUCGACAAGUAUAAAUUUCUCGAGUGCUUUGCAGGAUGGAACAAGGCUCCAGAAAGUGAGAGUAGAAAUGAACCAAUUGAUGUCGAUGAUGAACCAAUUGAUGUUGACACAGAUAGAGGAAUGACGGCUGAUUGUGAGGAAAUUGGCGUUGGAUUAGUAGAUAUUGAUGCUAAUAGUGCAGCCCAUUGUCACAAACUCACUGUUUCAUCUCCUAUCAGCAUGAUUCAGGAAGAUAGUGCUGUAAAGGAAAUCUCUGGUUUGGAUGUACAUGUGCUGUCUAGUUCUUCAAAAUAUGAGUUAUUGCAGAAUGUCCCGAGGGGUAUGAUUUCAGAUGAUGGUGACAAAAGUGGAAUGAGUUCUUCAUCGACUUCCAUCUGUAUGCUUGAAGAGAAUGAAGUUCCAUCAACUGAGCCAGAGACGGAGUAUUGUUCUCUUGGACAUAAAAUUGAUAUCUUAAACAAUGCAGUUGUUGUUUUCCCUGAUUUUAUCCUAUAUGGGGACAUAAAUGGUACCGAGUCUUGCUUAACUUUCUCAAGCAGCCACAUCAGAGUUGAGGGUCUAACUAUAAAUGGAUCCAAGGGGUCAUUUAAUGCCGAAUGGGCUAUUGCUGAUAUUGUUAGUAUCGAGUCUGAAUGGUGUGGGAGGGUUGAAACUGCUAUGAUCAAACUUCAUCUUAAACCAAAUGUUUCUGAGAGUGUGGGAAAUUCAAAUGAAUCUUCAGGCAUUGACGAGUUGAAGGUUUCAGUGUAUGAUCCUUGUUGGUCCGAAGGACAAGAAGCAAUCAAAUCAUUGGAUGUCAGAUACAGAGAUAUCUGGAAUGUUAUUAUUGACAGUGAUCAGGAAAAGGAUGACAAGGCUUUUGCAGAAUCCUACAGUGUGGCCUUUCCAAAGCCAUUUCUUCAUGUUCUUGAUGAGACCUUUGAAGAUGUUAUUUAUCCAGAAGGGGAUCCUGAUGCUGUUUCAAUUAGUAAGAGAGAUGUUGAGCUUCUCCGGCCAGAGACAUUCAUCAAUGAUACCAUCAUUGACUUCUAUAUAAAAUUUUUAAAGAAUAAAAUUCAACCAGAGGACCAGCAUAGGUACCACUUCUUCAAUAGUUUUUUCUUUCGGAAGCUUGCUGAUCUAGAUAAGGAUCCAUCUGGUGCAUGUGAGGGCAGGGCUGCAUUUCAACGUGUUCGUAAGUGGACUAAAAAAGUUAAUCUGUUUGAGAAGGAUUUCAUAUUCAUUCCUGUAAAUUAUAGUCUUCACUGGAGUUUGAUAGUCAUUUGUCAUCCGGGUGAAGUGGCUCACUUCAGAGAUGAAGAAUGUGAAAUUGCACCUAAAGUACCAUGCAUCUUGCACAUGGAUUCUAUUAGAGGAAGUCACAGGGGUCUCAAGAAUCUCAUUCAAAGUUACCUAUGUGAAGAGUGGAAAGAGAGGCAUAGUGAGAUUCUGGAUGAUGCAUCUUCAAAGUUCUCAUGUUUACGGUUUGUUCCACUUGAGCUGCCACAGCAGGAAAAUUCAUUUGAUUGCGGUCUCUUCUUGCUCCAUUAUGUGGAACUAUUUCUUGAGGGUGUUCCUAUUAACUUCAGCCCUUUUAAGAUAACAGAAUCCUCGAACUUUCUUAACAGGAAUUGGUUUCCACCCCUAGAGGCUUCUUUGAAAAGGUCACGCAUCAAGAAGUUAAUUUGUGAAAUUCUUGAAGCUCGGUCGCAGAAAGCUCCUCAAGGGGAGUCCAAUGCCAAAAAUACUUGUUCCCAAUUUUUUGAUACUGAUGAACAAGGAACUGGAAAAGAGUAUCUUGAGAAGACAUGCAGUUUGGUAAAAAUGUAUCAAGGUGAUUCUUCAAGUCCUAAUACUGAUCUGCGAAUUUCACUUCCAUCGGUAUAUUGUCAGAGAGUGGUGCAGCAACAAAUUAAAGAACCAGGACUGCACACCAGGGAGUUGUUCGAGCCAGGAACUAGUGUGAGAGCAUCCGGUGAUAAUUACUUAGAGAUGGAAGCAUGUCGUCCAGGUUAUAUGUCGCCAAUACAGGAGGUAGAGGAAUCUGUUGAACGGAUCUCUGAUUCAUCUUCAGACCCUGAAUAUCAUUGCCAGUACGACACUUCAUAUUUUCGCAAAGAUUUUAAAUCUUUUGAAACAUCCUGGGAACAUAAUGGUUCACUGAUGGAACUUUAUGACGCCGACACUGAUGAUGAUUGGAGUUCUGGAAUAUCUAGCAGUGAUUCUCAGAAAUCAUCAGAAAUAGGUGUAGAUGAGAAUCAUCUGCAUCAGGAAUCUUCAACCCCAUUUGAGGACCUUGAAACUUGUGUAGUUGAAGACUCUGAAGAAGCAGAUUGGACGCAUAAAGGAAAUGACUCUACCCCAAAUAAUGGAGAGUUUGGAUCAGUGGAUAAAAUCGUCAGAAAGCAUGAUGUGCCCGUGGGCAAUGAUAAUUUGAUGUCAGAAUCAGAUGAACAGGCUGCAAAAAGCCCAAAGUUUAUUUCUCCUGAAGGUUGAGCCUGUUGGAACGUUUUUGUAGAUAUGUAAAUAGCAAAUAUAUUUUCCAAAAAUACAUUUGGUGAAGGCCUUGUAAUUAGGGAAAGAAAAAAGCAACAUAUAGCUUAUUACACUUACAGGUAGGCAGAUGGAAUAUAAGUGUGCAGGGAAAAUGGGGAUAAUACCCUUAAAAGAUAGAUCGUACGCGAAAGAAGCUGAAGAAAAUUCCUUUUGCAAAUGGGAAAAAAUGUUCUUGACAAGUUUCUUUCUGUUAUAUCCGAGUCAAUUUUCUUUUCA